CUGAGGGAAGGGGGACGUGUGAGCCUGUUGCGCUCCCUCCUUGCCUCCGCCUGGACGCCGGGCGGGCGGCCUGCGGGUGAGAAGGGGCCCCAUGACGAGCUAAGUCGGCCAGUGUGGCGGGAGCGGAGGAAGCGCCAAGCCCUCUCAUUGAGGCCCCUCCGCUCUCUGGGACCUCGGGUGACCGGAAGCUUGUGGGAAAGGUGGCUUCUUUCAUUAUGUGUGCGUCAGUCAAAUAUAGCACCCGGGGUCCAGCCCUCAUCCCAAGAAUGAAGACCAAACACCGCAUCUACUACAUUGCGCUCUUCUCCAUUGUCCUGCUGGGUCUCAUUGCUACAGGCAUGUUCCAGUUCUGGCCGCACUCCAUAGAAUCUUCAAAUGACUGGACAGUUGAAAAGCACAGCAUUCAUGAUGUGCCUGUGAUUAAGAUUCCUACAGAAAGUGCCAUCCCAGAGCGAGGAGACCUCAGCUGCAGGAUGCACACAUGCUUUGAUGUCUACCGCUGUGGCUUCAAUCCUAAAAAUAAGAUCAAGGUCUAUAUUUACUCCCUUAAGAAAUAUGUGGAUGACUAUGGUAUGCCAGUCAGCCAUACCAUUACCAGGGAAUACAACGAACUUUUAACUGCUAUCUCUGACAGUGACUUCUACACAGAUGACAUCAACCGUGCCUGUCUUUUUGUGCCAUCUAUUGAUGUGCUGAACCAGAACACACUUCGCAUCAAGGAAACAGCUCAGGCUUUGGCACAGUUAUCCCGGGUACUGAUUUGGGAUCGAGGAACAAACCAUCUCUUGUUCAACAUGUUGCCCGGAGGACCACCUGACUAUAAUACAGCACUAGAUGUUCCAAGGGACAGAGCUCUGUUGGCUGGUGGAGGGUUUUCUACAUGGACUUAUCGGCAAGGAUAUGAUGUCAGCAUUCCUGUUUACAGUCCGUUGUCUGCAGAGGUGCAGUUGCCAAAUAAAGGCCUAGGUCCUCGCAGGUACUUCCUCCUGUCCUCUCAAAUGGCUCUUCAUCCUGAAUACCGUUCUGAGUUGGAGGCUCUUCAAGCUGAAAAUGUGGAAUCUGUAUUAAUCCUGGACAAGUGUACCAACCUUUCAGAAGGAAUCCCUUUUAUUCGUAAGCGUUGCCACAAGAAUCAGGUUUUUGAUUAUCCUCAGGUGCUUCAGGAAUCUACAUUUUGUGUGGUUCUGCGGGGUGCCCGCUUGGGACAAGCUGUGCUGACUGAUGUACUUCAGGCUGGGUGCAUCCCUGUUGUUAUAGCUGACUCUUAUAUUCUUCCUUUCUCUGAAGUUCUGGACUGGAAAAGAGCUUCUGUGGUGAUACCUGAAGAAAAGAUGUCUGAUAUGUACAACAUCCUGCAAAGCAUACCCCAGCGACAGAUUGAAGAGAUGCAGAGACAGGCAAGAUGGUUCUGGGAAGCUUAUUUUCAGUCAAUGAAAGCGAUUGCUCUGGCAACCAUUAAGAUUAUCAAUGACCGGAUCUACCCAUAUGCUGCUACAUCAUAUGAGGAAUGGAAUGAUCCUCCAGCAAUUAAGUGGAGCAGUGUAAGCAAUCCACUCUUUCUUCCUCUGAUUCCACCUCAGUCACAAGGCUUCACUGCUAUUGUUCUGACCUACGAUCGGGUUGAGAGCCUAUUCAGAGUAAUCACUGAAGUGUCAAAGGUGCCUAGUCUUUCCAAGCUGUUAGUGGUUUGGAACAACCAGAACAAAAUUCCCCCAGAAGAAUCUGUUUGGCCCAAAGUUCGAGUUCCAUUGAAGGUUUUACGGACCACAGAAAACAAACUCAGUAACCGCUUCUUUCCCUAUGAUGAGAUUGAAACAGAAGCAGUGUUGGCCAUUGAUGAUGACAUAAUCAUGUUGACCUCUGAUGAACUGCAGUUUGGUUAUGAGGUGUGGAGAGAAUUCCCUGACAGACUAGUUGGGUACCCUGGUCGCCUACAUUUGUGGGACCAUGAGACAAAUAAAUGGAAAUACGAGUCAGAGUGGACCAAUGAAGUCUCAAUGGUGCUUACAGGAGCAGCUUUUUACCACAAGUAUUUUAAUUACUUGUACACAUAUAAAAUGCCUGGAGACAUCAAAAAUUGGGUGGAUGCUCAUAUGAAUUGUGAAGACAUUGCCAUGAAUUUUCUAGUAGCUAAUGUUACUGGAAAAGCUGUCAUUAAGGUGACCCCUAGAAAAAAAUUCAAAUGUCCAGAAUGCACAGCCAUAGAUGGAUUGUCGCUAGACCAGACACAUAUGGUGGAAAGGUCUGAAUGCAUUAACAAGUUUGCUUCUGUCUUUGGGACCAUGCCUCUGAAAGUAGUGGAGCACCGGGCAGAUCCAGUCUUGUACAAAGAUGACUUUCCAGAAAAACUGAAGAGUUUCCCCAACAUUGGAAGCUUGUAAAAAUGUGCAAAAAGACAAAUUGGAUGCUGAAAUCCAGUACAGUGAACAGUACUACGAAAAUCAUAUGGCCCUGAACAAACAUCCAGCAAAAUAGUAUGGAAGGAGGAUAUGGAGAUGAAUGCCCCAUUUAGGCAUUAUUCAAGCUGCUUCAACAGGGCUCAACACUUUUUUUUUAAAGCAGAGCAAAGCAGCUGUUUCUGUGCUGUAUUAAAAUAUAUUUCUGCCUCACUCUCCAUGGGUCUACCAAAAUACCAAGAAAUAUUUAUUUAUUCCACAGAGAUUACACAUGGACACACACACAGAGCCUUUGGUCAUACAUGACAGAAAAUCAGUGGCUACUGAACACCAGUUACUGUGGAACUCAUCACUAAUCUCUUAUGAAAGCAACUGUCUUACUUUGUUGCCUGGCCCCAGCCUGCCCUUAAUCUAUAUGAUUGUCUUAUUUGUAGCCUGUGAGGUUGACCUGUAGCAUUGACUCUUUCACUAGUAUGCCAGUCUUCUUGUCCAUCAGAAAAGUGGCAUGAAAAUAAGUUAAUGGUCUGCUUUACAGUGGGAGUAGAAACAAAUAGCAGCCAGCAAUUUACUUCAUUUGGAUAUAUUUGUUAGGUGAGUGUACAAUUCUCAUGUUUUCCAUUGUAUUUAUAAAAGAGAGUUUAGUCUUAUAAAAGACUGUACAGUUGACCAGUUACAGACACACACACAUCAAAGUGUAUGCAAUGAACAUUUCCAUUUUUGGUUGCUUAGGUGUGUCAGUUGUAUUUUUCCAUCAAGCUUGGAGUAGUUUUCAGUUCAGUGUCAUCUCCCAGGCAAGUGAAUGUAUGGGUGGACCUGUUUCCUUGUCCCCUGGGUUCUUCCCCACUGUUGGAUCAAGUCCCUGCUUUCCUUCAGUCUUUCUAGUAUCAUCAUCUCUAUCUCCUCUGUCAACUGGUCAAGGUUAACUUUCUGACAUGCUAUCCUAAAGUGGCAUGGUUUCUAAUGCUGUUGGUAGCACAGUUUAGUGCUAAGUUAGUAGAAUGACAUGCAUUGGCACAAAAAGGAGUAGCAGGUUGUACUGGAUUUUAUAAAACAAGUCUCUCUUAGUCCAUCAUUGUGGACUCUACCACUUAAGUUUACCCCGCUAAUACUUCAGUCUGCCAUUUGGCUUAGCAGGGGUCAGCAUGGAAACUGGUACAGUCCUGUAUAGCUUGGAGAUUUUAGAUGUACUGAAUUGUGCUGAAGAAGCUUUGGUGGUUAUUUUCAAGAUAGAAAUUAUACCAGUAGAGUGUUAUCCAAACCCUUGGCUUGCAUUUGACUUUGCCACAGAGGUGUAUACUUUCCCAAAGACAAAGAAAGCAUAAGUAAUUUUGUAUGUGUGGUGCAGGUAAACAGCUGCUAGCUUCUGAAUUUGAGGAAUAAUUACCAAAUAUGUAGCAAAGAAAAGUUCACCUGCUGUGUUCACAGACACUGGAGAGAGAACUGGAAUGCUGAUUGGCAAAUAGAAUCUGAUGGUCUGGUGCCAUUUUGCCCAUGACACUUUUUGGGGUGCAUGUCCAUGAUGUUUUAAAUGUACAUCAAAGCACAUCAGGUGUGAAUACAGUAAGGAGUUGUGAUUGACUGGUCUCCUUUAUAUAAACGUAGUAGCAAACACUAGUAUUCCUUCGCAUUGUGAAAACAGGAGUUUUGAGAAGCAGUCUGAAAUACGUAUCUGUAUCCUCUUUGAAAACUUUCAACUAUGAAAAGGAGCCUUCACUGAGGUCACAGAGUGUUUGCUAACUAAAUGCCUCAGGAAUCAAACAGGAAAAAGUAUCACAGGAAUUGUCCUAAAUCAUUUCAGCUAUGUUUGUACCAUGCUUGUUUUUUAUACUCUUUCAGUGGUCUGUAAUGUAGACAUUGUCCAGGGAGCACAUUUCCCAAUGUGUGUAUAAUGCAUAGAGCUGGAUCCUGCCAGCUUUCUCACUCGAUCUCACUCAGUACCCCUCCUCAUUGUGAAGCCCUCAUGCUGCAUGACAUUUGUCUAUGAGGAUUUUGUGAUCUCCCACCCAGGCUUUUUAGUUGUCAAAAGAUACUCCUCCUUCCUCUUUUACCAGAUGAAGAGCUGGUAGGAUUCAACCCAGUUUAUUUUUUAAAUGUAAAAAUUAA
Eublepharis macularius is the source of this 4499-nucleotide messenger RNA. It is a transcript of the gene EXT2, whose product is annotated as exostosin glycosyltransferase 2. Bases 216 to 2381 code for a protein of 721 amino acids. The transcript is spliced from 14 exons. Gene Ontology annotation, molecular function: glycosyltransferase activity. NCBI's taxonomy places the organism in Eukaryota, Metazoa, Chordata, Lepidosauria, Squamata, Eublepharidae. The record is from RefSeq and is a predicted model, not a curated record. Gene Ontology annotation, cellular component: membrane.